Geodia barretti is the source of this 886-nucleotide messenger RNA. Lineage: Eukaryota; Metazoa; Porifera; Demospongiae; Tetractinellida; Geodiidae. The record is from the annotation of a GenBank genome assembly.
AGACUGCAGUUUGACGACGUGGAACGGCCGCUGAGGAAAAUGCUGUUUCUAUUUCGAGAGGGAGUGGUGUUGGUCACCAUUUUCCUGAUUCUAUCAUGUCAAUAUGGAACAGGUAAUUACAAUGUUCCACUGCUCAGUCAAUCUUACUUUCACUAGCACUAGAGCAAUGGGUGGAGCCAGCAGCACAUUUGCUGGUGUCUGUCCUCUGACAGCUGCAGGGCCAUCAUCCCUGGAGAUGGAUUAUACAAGGCUAACUUCACACAGACCACAACUAUGGACAGAGGCUUUUCAAGUCUAUUCUUUUCACGAACAUAUGAUUUGCGUUCACUGGAGUUGGUAGCAGAUAUAAUGGAACCAGACUACUUGUCUGUGACAGGGAGAGUCAAUGGAUACUGUAAUGAUAGCUACACUGUCACACUGGCAUUUGGGACGGGACCAAAGACUGGAGGUUGCAAGGCUGGGCUAAAUGCCACAAGUGUCAUCCUUGCUCCUGGAGAUACCAAUCGCUUCUUUACAUACACUGAUUCUCUUCCUCUGCCAGCUAACCACACAUACUGUUACCUCAUCAAUGGUGUUCCACAUGCCUUCAUAGACGCUGGUCCUAGUCCUGGUCCGAGCGGUGCAACAGUGACUCUCUCUGACACUCUACUGAUGAUACUACUAGUGGCUGUGGCCCUUGGUUAGAGCUCUACCUAGAGCAGCAAUAGACUGAAGCUGAAUCAUAGACAUUACUACCCUUCUGUAGGAAGUUGGUGGAUCAUGUACAGUAGCAUUAAUGUUUGAUACGUGGUCUAAACGUACUACUUAAUUCUAGGGUCAAGCACUAUGUAGCAACGAAAGGGAAUAUGGAUACAAAUAUUUGAUGCUGGGUGACUAAUCAUAACCC